AUGAGUAGAGUGAAAAAAGAAAAGAAAGAGAAGGUAUUGAGUUCAGCAGGUCCUGUCAGCUACAAGCGAUCAAUUUUAGCUGCGUUUGAGAAGCAAUCCAAUGGAAGAAUAUGUCCGCUAUGCAAAGUGAAAUUUUCGUUGGCUAGUUACAAAUCUCAUAUGAAUGAAUGUAAUGUGGCAGAAGACGAUGAUGAAAUAGAGGUUCUGGCUACUUAUACUCGGGAAGAAGCAGUGUUAUUAAGAGCUGGUCCAGAAAUAGUACUGGGUGAAGAAAGUUUCUCGGAGAUUACUUCAAAUCCGAAGAAAAGAAGAAGAACUGAGAAAAUCGAAGAACUAGAAAGUACGUCAGCACCGCCAAAUAAUGUUGUCUUGGGCACUCCUAGACCAACAACCUGUAAUGAAAAUCUGGAGACAUCAUUACAGUCUUCAGAAGUCACAGAAAACAUUGCGAAUCAUGUGAGAAAUAUCAAGACAUCUCCUGAUUCUGAAAAUCAUCGAAGGAAAUCUACCAGAGUGUUACGAAGUGAAAGUCAGCAAGGACCUGUGAAAAAGGAGUCGGCGACAAUUGCAGAAGUUAUUGAUACGAUUGAUAACUUCGAAAGCCGAACUGCCAAUACCCCCCUACCGUAUUAUGUGAAAUGUACAAUCCGGAUUUUAAAACGUGUCAUUUCCACAAUGAAGACGGAUGGUACUUAUUAUUCCGAUGAUUUCUGGCUGCCUGGUGAUAUAAUAACGUUUUACCGGUUUGUAAACGAACUUUCGGAUGGAGCAAAAUGUCUUCUUGUACGAUUAUUCAUCCGAAAACCAGUAUGGUAUCAUUUGGAAAAGUUAGAACAAAAGUAUCCCGAAGUUCAAAACAUUAACGAAGUGGUAGUGGAGUUAACGAAGAUGGAAUUUGUGGACGAUGAUUCUUCACUGAAGUCUCUUGAGGAAGCUCUUAAAAUUUCCGAUGUUUCCGUUUUGAAAAAUAUCGCAAAAAAGUUCAAGAUAGAUUCAAACAAGAAUCGCCAAGAAACCAUUCAAUCAAUCAAGUGUUUCGCCCAAUCUCAACAGUCAAUAUUUGGAGGAACUGGAAGCGUUGAGGCAUCAGUUUUGAAAGCUCUCAAAAAGGAAUUAGGUACUUGUGUGAAAAUUCGAGAUGGAUUUGUAGAUCUUUUCAAGUGCCUCUUCACCGUAUACUGCCCUGUCACCACUAAUUCUGCUAAUGUAAUUGAUAAUUCGUCAGCCACAAAUGUAUAUCAAGAUUUACUGUUUAUGAUGCUUUCUGUAGAGAAUGGUACUGUACAAUUUCCCGCAUUGAAUCCAUGCCCGACUAUUACGAGUUUUUAUAAAGACAGAAGAAUGCUAAUGGAAUAUGUGAUUGCAAAAUCUCUUGAAACGACUUUAGUCUUGAACAUGUCCAACGGAAACCAUGAGACUGCUCUCGAUUUGGCAAUCGACGCGAAAGAAUUUCUGGAUCAAAUGCCGGAAGAACACAAACGAUAUUAUGACAGUUUAGAGGUUCAUGAACGGAAGUUCACACCAAUUUGGGUUCAUACGCGAUGUUGUGGACACGCGACAACUUUACUCGAAAAACAGAAAAAAUACGGAAUGGCUGUGGAAUGGCAGAGAGAUUUACUGAUUACUAACAAAGACGUUCAACUAUAUUGUAUUGAUUCUCGUGGAUUGUGGUGGGAUCGAAUGUUGCUCAAUCUGGAUUCACAUUUGAAAGAGAAACAAGAAUGCGCAAAGAUGAUUCAACUAGCUAUCAACGACCCGUCAGUUCUUGAAAAAGAGCUUCUAUCAAUUCAAGAUCGUGCUCUGAAAUUGAAAGAAAUGCCUCCUGAUUUCCGACCGCCACUAAAUAUUGGCAUUCCCAAAAAACGAGUGAUUAGUGCAAGAACUAUAGCGAAAAGUCUUGGUGACGGAAGACUCAAUCGAUUUGUGAUACGAGAUGAUGAAAAGGAAGAAGACGUGGAGUGCUCUGUUGAGGAAGCUGCAAGAAGAUGGUAUAUGGAGAAUGAGGGAUACACGAUUGGUGUCCAUGAUGAAGGUGCCACGUGGCACACACUGUUCGGACUCAUCUUCUAUGACAUCAUCUUUUCUACGGAAGAAGGCGUGGCAUCCACUUGGCACAGCGAAGUUCAAGAUUGUCCAUCUGAUCUAAGUAAUACACUCUAUUCGAAACGAAAAGAAAAGUUCGAGGAUCGGUUUGAAUGGUUGGGAGAAGUAGAUCAGGAAGUAAUUGAAGAUAAUAUACGUAAAAUAUGGACAUUGAAGCAAAACGAAACGAAUCGAGAAUGUUCUUGGAAACAUUUUCCGUCUGGAGUUGAAGAUUGUGUGGGUCUCUUCCAAUGCAUUUCCCGUACUGCUCUGGUGUCAAUCUUUCGUCGUCUUGCUGAAAAUUACCGAAAUUCACGAUCAGGUUUCCCGGAUUUGACGCUUUGGAAUCCCGAAAAGAAGACGGUUGCAGUCAUCGAAGUGAAAGGUCCAGGAGACCGUCUGUCCACGAAACAACGACUUUGGUUAUCAGUUUUUGCUGAUAAUGGAAUUGAAUCGGAAGUGUGCCACGUGGAAGCGCAAAAUUCUAGACUACUGGUGUAA
Messenger RNA from Caenorhabditis remanei, 2583 nucleotides. RefSeq lists its product as uncharacterized. Gene Ontology annotation, cellular component: nucleus. The record is from RefSeq and is a predicted model, not a curated record. Gene Ontology annotation, biological process: interstrand cross-link repair. The coding region runs from base 1 to 2583 and encodes 860 amino acids. Gene Ontology annotation, molecular function: flap-structured DNA binding; 5'-flap endonuclease activity; 5'-3' exonuclease activity. The transcript has 15 exons. Lineage: Eukaryota; Metazoa; Nematoda; Chromadorea; Rhabditida; Rhabditidae.